This is a messenger RNA of Cyprinodon tularosa, 2730 nucleotides long. It is a transcript of the gene slc4a1b, whose product is annotated as solute carrier family 4 member 1b (Diego blood group). Gene Ontology annotation, molecular function: solute:inorganic anion antiporter activity; monoatomic anion transmembrane transporter activity; bicarbonate transmembrane transporter activity. NCBI's taxonomy places the organism in Eukaryota, Metazoa, Chordata, Actinopteri, Cyprinodontiformes, Cyprinodontidae. Gene Ontology annotation, cellular component: basolateral plasma membrane; plasma membrane. The transcript has 18 exons. Bases 171 to 2696 code for a protein of 841 amino acids. The record is from RefSeq and is a predicted model, not a curated record. Gene Ontology annotation, biological process: monoatomic anion transport; transmembrane transport; regulation of intracellular pH.
UUGCAUAUGCAGAAACAGUGGGUUUUAGGAGGGAAUGUUUAUAAAGUCACACUUUUUUUCCCAUUUUGAACACUUACAUCUCAGCGCUUUGCCUGCAGAAGAGGAAAGAAAACAGCCUCAAACGAAGAUCGUUUUGGAAGACUGCCAGGUGUGUGAAGCAGAAGGAGGAGAUGAAGGACCAGGAGAAGCAGGGUUACUGGAAGGAGACGGGUCGAUGGGCAGGUUACGAGGAGAGCUUCGACCCACAUUCUGGGAUGUGGGCAUCCUCGCAUAUCUCCUACCUCACCUUCAAGAGCCUCAUCCAGCUGAGACGCACCAUGAACACUGUUGUGACAAUCUUCGACUGCGAGGAAAAGACUUUAGCCACCAUUGCUGAGAAGAUGGUUGGCGAGAUGGUUAGCAAGAAAGAGAUUAGAUCUGGAGACCGGGAAGGUGUGCUGAAAUCUCUGCUUCAAAACCGCAGUGAAUCGGCGGACCCAGAAAGCCAAAAGCUGACUGAUGGGAUGGACCUGCAAAGGUUUUCAGUGAAGGAAAGAAAAGAAGAAAGUGAUCAUAUUGAGGCCUCCAUGGUACUAGUUGGAGCUUUAGACUUUCUGGAAAAACCCACAGUUGCUUUUGUGAGGCUGAAAGAGGCAGUGUCCCUUGAUUCUGCUUUGGAAGCCCCCGUUCCUGCUCGCUUUCUCUUUGUUCUGAUUGGCCCAAGCAACACUGACCUGGACUACCAUGAGACUGGUCGUGCUAUGGCAGCUCUGAUGGCCGAUCAAGUUUUCAAUCAGACAGCCUUCCAAGCAAAGAGUGCCAGGGAUUUAACAGAUGCUUUGGUGGAUUUUAUCGACUGCAGCAUCGUUAUCCCACCCAUUGAAAUCAAGGAUGAAGCGAUGCUCAGCUCCAUCAUCGAUUUUCAGAAGAAAAUCCUGAAGGACAGGCUGCAGUGUAGAGAUCUUAUGCUCCGAAGAGACUCCAAAGCUGGCAGAGUUUCUGUAGGUAGUGGGACUCUUGCAGAGGAUCCCCUUUCACGCACCGGUCGACCGUUUGGUGGGAUGAUUCGAGACAUAAAGAGGCGCUACCAAUACUACAAAAGUGACCUCACAGAUGCCCUGAAUGCCCAGGCGCUUGCUGCCAUUAUCUUUAUCUACUUUGCCGCUUUGUCUCCUGCCAUCACUUUUGGAGGCUUACUAGCUGAUAAGGUGGAAAACAUGAUGGGUGUACCAGAGCUGCUCAUUUCCACCAGCAUCCAGGGCAUCAUCUUCUGCUUUGUUGCUGCUCAGCCCAUACUGGUCAUUGGUUUUUCCGGCCCUCUUUUAGUAUUUGAAGAGGCUUUUUUUGCGUUCUGUAAGUCCCAGGACAUUGAGUACAUCGUUGGGAGGGUGUGGGUCGGGGUGUGGCUCGUCAUCAUUGUGGUGAUCAUUGUGGCCUUUGAGGGCAGCUUUCUAGUGCGCUACAUCUCACGCUUCACCCAGGAGAUCUUCUCCAUCCUAAUCUCCAUCAUCUUCAUUUAUGAAACCUUUGCCAAGUUGGGAAGGAUCUUCAAGGCUCACCCCCUGAUUCUAAACUAUGAUCAUGUGAAUGCAACUUUGGAAAAUCCCUGGUACCCAAGGAUAGAGGAGACCACUGCUUAUGACAAUGCUACUGGAAACAUAACUGUAGUUGUAAACACUGUGAUGACGCCGUACCCAAACACAGCCCUGCUGUCCAUGUGCCUCAUGUUUGGCUGCUUUUUUAUUGCCUAUUUUUUGAGGCAGUUCAAGAACGGCACAUUUCUUCCUGGUAAUGUCAGGCGUCUCAUUGGUGACUUUGGAGUGCCCAUUGCUAUUUUCCUCAUGAUUGUUGCAGACUAUAACAUUGAGGAUACCUACACUCAGAAACUAGUUGUCCCUAAAGGAUUGAUGGUAUCCAAUCCAGCCAAAAGAGGUUGGCUUAUCAAUCCCUUCGGAGAGCACAAAUCUUUUCCAGUGUGGCUGAUGUUUGCAUCCUGCAUCCCUGCUCUACUUGUCUUUAUCCUCAUUUUCUUGGAGUCUCAAAUCACUACUCUGAUCAUCAGUAAACCUGAGCGCAAGAUGGUCAAAGGUUCUGGUUUCCACUUUGACUUGCUGGUUCUAGUGGGCAUGGGAGGCCUCAGUGCCAUAUUUGGUGUGCCUUGGCUGAGUGCCGCAACAGUCCGCACUGUAACCCACGCCAACGCUCUCACAGUCAUGAGCAAAGGAACAAAGCCCAAGAUAGAAAGCGUCGUGGAGCAAAGGGUGAGCGGCAUUGUGGUCGCCCUGCUUAUUGGUUUAUCAAUUCUGAUGGAGCCGAUCUUGAAGUUGAUCCCCAUGUCAGCCUUGUUUGGGAUCUUCCUCUACAUGGGAGUGACAUCACUAAAUGGCAUCCAGCUUUGGGAUCGUAUGCUGCUUCUUUUCAUUCCAAAGAAAUACCAUCCAAAUGAACCUUAUGCCACCAAAGUGAGAACAGGGAGAAUGCACCUGUUUACGGCCAUCCAGGUAGUUUGCCUCGCCAUCCUGUGGCUUGUGAAGUCCAGCCCAAUAUCCCUUGCUCUUCCCUUUAUUCUUAUCCUCACAAUCCCUCUCCGCAUGCUCAUGACCGGCCGUCUCUUCACCCAACUGGAGAUGAAAUGUUUGGAUGCUGAUGAUGCCAAGGUGAUGUUUGAGGAGGAGCCUGGGCAGGAUGUGUACUGUGAAACUCAGAUGCCUUUGUAGAGGACUUCAACAAUGGCUGCUGAUACUUUUUUUU